Acaulospora morrowiae is the source of this 133-nucleotide messenger RNA. The record is from the annotation of a GenBank genome assembly. Lineage: Eukaryota; Fungi; Glomeromycota; Glomeromycetes; Diversisporales; Acaulosporaceae.
UACGGCCCCCCUGCGUAUUUCAGGCCAUCACCAAACUAUGGUUACUUCGGACCAAAAACAACGCCUGAACAACAGUUCCCGGGUGAUUCGAACAGGUCAAGCGACUGUAGGGCAGCACCUUCUUAUGGCUAUG